This is a messenger RNA of Populus nigra (black poplar), 1831 nucleotides long. Its product is annotated as cytochrome P450 83B1-like. NCBI's taxonomy places the organism in Eukaryota, Viridiplantae, Streptophyta, Magnoliopsida, Malpighiales, Salicaceae. The transcript has 2 exons. Bases 49 to 1584 code for a protein of 511 amino acids. The record is from RefSeq and is a predicted model, not a curated record. Gene Ontology annotation, molecular function: oxidoreductase activity, acting on paired donors, with incorporation or reduction of molecular oxygen; iron ion binding; monooxygenase activity.
GUAUCUUAGCUUUUGCUAUAAAGAUUAAAAGAAAAUACAUCAAUCACAAUGGCUUUAUCCGACUUCCUAAUUCUAUCUCUCCCCGUUUUCCUCUUGUUUCUUCUGAUCAAGAACAAAACCACUAAAAAAGCCUGUUUGCCUCCUGGUCCUGAUGGUCUUCCCUUCAUAGGUAACUUACACCAGCUUGGCAAUUCCAACCUUCAUCAGUAUCUAUGGAAACUCUCUCAAAAACAUGGCCCCCUCAUGUACUUGAGGCUAGGUUUCAAGCCAGCCCUGAUAGUCUCUUCAGCCAAAAUGGCUAGAGAGAUAUUGAAAACUCAUGACCUCGAAUUUUGUAGCAGGCCUGCCUUGACUGCCACGAAAACACUUUCCUACAAUGGCUUAGACUUGGCUUUCGCACCAUAUGGAGCUUAUUGGAGGGAGGUGAAAAAAAUAUGUGUCGUUCGUGUCUUUAGCUCAAUUCGAGCACAAAGUUUCCGUCCCAUUAGAGAAGAUGAGGUUUCUCGUAUGAUUGAAAACAUAUCCAAAUCAGCUCUUGCUUCUAAACCAUUCAACUUGACUGAAGAAUUGGUGUCUCUCACAAGCACAACAAUAUGCAGAGUUGCCUUCGGAAAAAGGUAUGAAAUUGGAGGAAGCGAUAAAAAUAGGUUCCUAGAGUUGCUUGACGAAAUUCAGGCUAUGGCUUCAAGAUUUUUCCUUUCGGAUUAUUUUCCAUGCUUGGGCUGGCUCGUCGAUAAACUAACCGGACUGUCCUAUCGUCUGGAAAAGAGUUUCAAAGAAUUUGAUGCUUUCUACAAAGGAAUCAUUGAUGACAAUCUUGAUCCAGAUAGGCCUAAGCCCGAGAGGGAGGAUAGUACUAUACUUGAUUUUUUGCUUCAGAUAUACAAGGAUGGCUCAUUUAAAGUUCAGCUAACCCUGGAUCACAUCAAAGCAAUUCUAACGGACAUAUUUGUUGCGGGGACAGACACAGGUGCAGCUACUGUGAUUUGGGCCAUGACCUUUCUAAUGAAGAAUCCUAAAGCAAUGCGAAAAGCUCAAGAAGAAGUUAGAAAUUUAUUUGGAAAUAAAGGUUUUGUGCAUGAAGAUGAUGUUCAACAAUUGCCUUACCUGAAAGCUGUGGUUAAAGAGACCAUGAGAUUGCAACCAACAGCACCACUACUAAUCCCAAGAGAAACAACCAAGGAGUGUUCCGUAGGUGGGUACGAAAUACCAGCCAAGACCUUAGUUUACGUGAAUGCUUGGGCUGUUGGAAGGGACCCCGAAGCUUGGGAGAACCCAUAUGAGUUCGAUCCUGAUAGAUUCUUGGGCAGUUCCAUUGAUCUGAAAGGAAAUGAUUUUGAGCUUAUACCAUUUGGUGCUGGUCGAAGAAUUUGUCCUGGGAUAUUUAUUGCACUCGCCACUGUGGAGCUUUCACUUGCGAAUCUUCUUCAUAAAUUUGACUGGGAAAUGCCAUCUGGGGUGGAAGAUAUAGACAUGGAUGAUGUGCUACCCGGUAUUGUUCCUCAUAUGAGGGAUGCUCUCUGCCUUGUGCCUAAGCUUGUGUGUGAUGGGGAAAUGGGGCAUAAAGCCACCGCAGCUCAUUAGCUGUUUCCCUUUGUUCGAUAUGGGCUUGCUACAAUAAAGAAUGGAGCAUAAUCCAGACAUGUAUUAAUGAAAGAUCCAUUAUUAGAUCAAGUAUGGCACUGGAUAUUUGUAUUGAUCGUGCACUAUCGUUUUUUAUGAUACAAUAAAAAGCAUUACGGCUUGUAUUUAAUUAAGAUCUAUGUCUUGGAUGGCAUAUGUUCAUUCUGCAUAAUGGCAAUAUGAAAAGAUUACACCUUCUAUUGUUUGA